Sinocyclocheilus anshuiensis is the source of this 1605-nucleotide messenger RNA. RefSeq names its product integrin-linked kinase (gene ilk). Gene Ontology annotation, molecular function: protein kinase activity; protein binding; ATP binding. Gene Ontology annotation, biological process: protein phosphorylation. The transcript has 12 exons. The record is from RefSeq and is a predicted model, not a curated record. NCBI's taxonomy places the organism in Eukaryota, Metazoa, Chordata, Actinopteri, Cypriniformes, Cyprinidae. The coding region runs from base 486 to 1601 and encodes 371 amino acids.
CUCCUAUCCAGUAGGUGGCGGGAAUGCACCAUUUAAGUUGGUUUGCCAACCGCCAUUAAAUUUAAAAGAAGAAGAAGUUCUGAAGGAGAGAAAUCGUGUCCCGAGGCGCUUGUUUUACUCGCUCUCCAGCCGGGGGCGCUGCAGUGGCGUGAUCAGCGGGGAAUGAGCUGUUGGCGGGGAGGAGAUCUCAGACUCGGGCACUAGUAGGGUGUGGACGCUGGAAGAGUGUCGGUCUGGACUGUCCCAGUCAUCACCGUUGAUCCGCUCCAGCUAAAAGCGGCCAUAUAAACAGUGCAGCGCCGACACCAGACACUUGCCCUGUGGCUGUGAAGAGACUGUCCCAUCGCACCCUUCCCGUGGCUGGAUGUUCUGUUAGACCCUCGCCUGUCAUCUUUAGGGUACAGCAGCAUCAGACGCCUCUCCCAGGACGCUCCUGGUAGGGGACGAACGAUUUGGGUAGCGUGAGAGGAGAAGAGGGUGCAGAGAUGGAUGACAUCUUCACUCAGUGCCGUGAAGGCAACGCGGUAGCAGUCCGCCUCUGGUUGGACAACACAGAGAACGACCUAAACCAGGGGGAUGAUCACGGGUUUAGUCCGUUGCACUGGGCGUGCCGUGAGGGUCGUUCAGGUGUCGUGGACAUGCUCAUCAUGAGAGGGGCACGCAUCAAUGUCAUGAACCGCGGCGACGACACACCCCUGCACCUGGCUGCGAGUCACGGCCACCGUGACAUUCUGGCCAAGCUGAUCCAGUGUAAAGCAGAUACCAAUGCGGCAAACGAGCACGGCAACACCCCUCUCCAUUACGCCUGCUUCUGGGCCCACGACCUGGUGGCAGAGGAUCUGGUCAAUAAUGGUGCUCAGGUGAGCAUCUGCAACAAGUAUGGAGAAACUCCACUGGACAAGGCCAAACCACAGCUUGCCGCAAAUCUGAAAGAGCUGGCGGAGAAACAGGGACAAAGCCUGACCAAAGUUCCUUUCAAGGACACUUUCUGGAAGGGAACCACUCGAACGAGACCACGUAACGGCACACUAAACAAACAAGCUGGAAUAGAUUAUAAGCAGCUCUCCAUGCUGGCCAAGAUCAACGAGAACCACUCUGGGGAGCUGUGGCAAGGCCGCUGGCAGGGCACAGAGAUUGUGGUCAAGAUGCUUCAUGUGCGGGAUUGGACUACAAGAAAGAGCCGUGACUUUAAUGAGGAGUACCCUAAACUAAGUCCAGCAAUUGAUGAAGACAUGACGGCCAGGAUAAGCAUGGCAGAUGUUAAGUUCUCCUUUCAGUGUCCUGGCAGGAUGUACUCUCCUGCAUGGGUGGCACCUGAAGCCCUGCAGAAGAAGCCAGAGGAGAUUAACCGGCGCUCUGCAGACAUGUGGAGUUUUGCAGUGUUGCUCUGGGAGCUUGUCACCAGAGAGGUGCCCUUCGCUGACCUCUCAAACAUGGAAAUUGGCAUGAAGGUGGCACUAGAGGGACUGCGGCCAACCAUCCCACCGGGCAUUUCCCCCCACAUCUGCAAGCUAAUGAAAAUCUGCAUGAACGAGGAUCCUGCCAAGAGGCCCAAAUUCGACAUGAUCGUGCCCAUCCUAGAGAAGAUGCAAGACAAAUGAAACA